Messenger RNA from Arachis duranensis, 1665 nucleotides. Its product is annotated as UPF0481 protein At3g47200. The transcript is spliced from 2 exons. NCBI's taxonomy places the organism in Eukaryota, Viridiplantae, Streptophyta, Magnoliopsida, Fabales, Fabaceae. The coding region runs from base 197 to 1507 and encodes 436 amino acids. The record is from RefSeq and is a predicted model, not a curated record.
UUUUGUUAGUGGCCUAAUGUAUUCCUUUUAGUCUUGCCUUUUAAUUUUCAUCUGCAUUUCAUUCUAUAUAGAAUGAAUACUCCAUUCGAUCUCGGAUAAUUAUCUCGAAAGGAUUACGAAGCCUUUAACAAAAAAAAUACACAGGGACCGAGUUGGGUAUUUUUCUUUUUUGUUAAGAACCUUGUUGUCUUUUGAGAUGGAAGGUGAGAAUCCUAAUGAUGUUUUAAUCAAGAUUAAUGCAAUAUUAAAGGAAGCACAGCCUCUCCUUACAGAUGAAUGCUGCAUCUACAGGGUGCCUCAUGAGAUCCGCAAGUUCAAAGAAGAUGCAUACACUCCAAAAGUUGUUUCAAUUGGUCCUUUUCACCAUGGGGAUCCAAAGUUGCUAAAGAUGGAAGGCCUUAAAAGAACAUGUUGCAGAGAAUUCAUUGAAAGAUCCGAGACAAAGAACUUGAAAAGCUUCGUGAGUUGCGUGCAAGAGCUGGAGGCAAAGGUUCGUGGUUGUUACUCAGAUGAAAUCAAGCUUAGUGAGGAAGAACAUGUUAUGGUAAUAUUAGUAGACUGCUGCUUCAUAUUAGAGUUUUUACUUAGGCACCAUUUCAAGUUGCCUUAUAGUGAUGACAUUUUUCUGUCACCACGGCUAGGAACUUAUAUAAGAUAUGAUUUGUUGAUGCUUGAGAAUCAAGUCCCUUUCUUUGUUCUUGAGAAGCUUUACAAUCUAGCUUUUCCUUCUACCUUAAAUAGUGGCGGCCACGAAAGCCAUCCUUCAUUAUUAAGGCUUGCUCUUCGUUAUAUUGUUCCUAGUAGAAUAGUUCCUUGCGACAAUAAUAAUGAUGAGCUAACCUUAGUAGAUGUUGGUAGAAUAGCUCAUUUUACAGAUCUAACAAGAAAGUCUCUAUUAAGAUCCUCUCACUUAUUGCAACCAUCAACCUCUGGAUGCUCAAGAGAAGCAAAGUUAACACAACUUUAUAGUGCAACUGAGUUGAAUGAAGCUGGAGUGAAGUUUGAAGUACACAAAGCUAGUCAAUGCUUACUAGACUUGGAACUUUCAGGUCAUACUUUGAAAAUCCCAUUCAUUAGAGUGAUGGACAGCACUGAAGUUAUUUUGCGAAAUUUGUUAGCUUUUGAACAAUGCCACUAUAUUCAUGAAUCCUAUCUCACUGACUAUGCUGCAGUCUUUGAUUUCCUUAUCAACACAGAAAAAGAUGUAGAUUUCUUCGUAAAGAAUGGAAUAAUUGAGAAUUGGAUAGGUGAUAGCAAUGCAGUGGCUGAAAUGUUUAAUGGUCUUGGAGUGAAUGUUGUGCAUCCAAAUAUCAAUACGCAAUAUCUUCGUAUUUGUGAAGAGUUGAAUGCUUUCUGUAACCACCCUUGGAACAGAAAAGUUGCGACUUUGAGGCGUGAUUACUGCAACACUCCAUGGAAGACAGUAGCUUCCAUUGCUGGAAUUUUUCUGCUUAUUCUCACUAUUAUUCAGACGGUAUUUUCUAUUCUUCAAGUAGUACUAGCUUAAUGUUUGUGUUUGUGUAGCUUUGAGGAUGAUCACAUGUUUAAUGCUCAACAUGGUUCGACAGAUUUGAUAUCUUGGGAGUUGGAAAAAAUGAUCGACAUGUUCAAUUGUAUCAAAGUUUGUUACACGUCUUUUGGGGGUUCAUUUUGUUACAUGUUCAA